AUGCCCAGAGUCAAGGCUUUGACCACAGGCUCGGUGCCUUCAUUCCUCGAUGUCAUUCUCAACUUCGCCGAGAGCGAUACCACUUCAUCAUUGGCUACUCAGGAUACAUGGCUCGCUCAAGCAAAGGCAAAUCUCAGAAACGGCAACCUCGUCUUCUAUGGCGACGAUACCUGGCUGAAGCUCUUUCCCGACUUCUUUUCCCGUCACGAUGGCACUAGCUCCUUUUUCGUCUCCGACUUCACCGAAGUCGACAACAACGUCACGCGACAUGUUCCAAGAGAGCUUGAACAACCCGACUGGGAUGUCAUGAUUAUGCAUUAUCUCGGCCUGGAUCACAUUGGUCACAAAGCCGGNCCCCUGAGCCCCAACAUGCUGCCAAAGCAGAAAGAGAUGGAUGGUAUUGUUAAGAAGAUAUACGAGGCCAUGGAGCUCAAUCACCACCUCGACGAUGCCUUGCUCGUUGUGGCUGGUGACCACGGCAUGAACUCCGGAGGUAACCACGGAGGCUCUGCUCCUGGUGAGACUGAGCCCGCUCUGGUCUUCAUCUCGCCCAAAUUCAUAGACCUGGAAAAGCCACCUUAUCAAGCUCCUACUGAUCCCAAAGAAGGUACCGAGUUUGAGUUUUACCGCAAGGUUGCUCAGAACGAUGUUGUGCCUACACUCUCUGCUCUUUUAGGCAUUCCCAUUCCUCGCAACAACCUUGGAAUCAUCCUUCCCGAGAUGCUUGGCUUCUGGAAGACGAAGGCUAGUAGCACCGGCUUGAAUACUGCAGCCGAGUUGCUUUACAGGAACGCAUUGCAGAUGCUGGGCAUCGUCAAGGCCAAGUUUGGUGACUCUGAUGCCUGGAAGUACGAUCCGAGAACUCAAGGCUCGAUCCAGAUGGACUGCCAAGAUUUUGAAGACGAGGAAAGACUGAAGUGCCGGUGGUUCUUGGUUAGAGAUGCUCUAUCUCGUAGUCUGCAACCAGGAGAGCUUGUCGCUUCGGUCGUCCAUCUCAACGAAGUCAGUCAAGCAGAUUCAUCAUCUCCCAUAACUUGUACUGAUCCCUUUGUANNGUUUCUCAGUGAUGCUCAGGAUGUCCUAAGUACUACUGCGAGUAGUUAUAGGGUAGAUCGCCUGCUCAAGGGAGCGGCUGUCUCUGCUGUCUCUCUUGUCUUGGCCAUCAACUCUAGACAGAGCAAUUGGCCACCUACAUCAGCUGGUUUAGGCUUCGCCCUGCUUACCGCUCUUUAUGGCAUCAUGAUGUUUGCCACCAGUUAUGUCGAAGAAGAGCAACACUUUUGGUACUGGGCCACGGCAGCUUGGAUGGCUUAUCUCUAUGCCGCAAAGUGCGUACGAAUUUUCAGGUCAAAAAAUCAUCAGCUAACAAUUUCUGCCUAG
This is a messenger RNA of Aureobasidium vineae, 1380 nucleotides long. NCBI's taxonomy places the organism in Eukaryota, Fungi, Ascomycota, Dothideomycetes, Dothideales, Saccotheciaceae. The record is from the annotation of a GenBank genome assembly.